Micropterus dolomieu (smallmouth bass) is the source of this 3361-nucleotide messenger RNA. RefSeq names its product flotillin 2b (gene flot2b). NCBI's taxonomy places the organism in Eukaryota, Metazoa, Chordata, Actinopteri, Centrarchiformes, Centrarchidae. Gene Ontology annotation, biological process: protein localization to plasma membrane; regulation of myoblast differentiation. The record is from RefSeq and is a predicted model, not a curated record. Gene Ontology annotation, cellular component: plasma membrane. The transcript is spliced from 11 exons. The coding region runs from base 306 to 1592 and encodes 428 amino acids.
UAAAUCGUGAAUAUAUAUAGGUCAACGUGGAGGAGGCGAGGGUCAGGCAACAUAGAGCUGGCUUCUCCACUGAUCGACCUUUAUAAGAUGUGACGGUCUCUCCUCGACAGUCUCUCGAGAGUUACGUCAGUGCGGUGUCGUUAGGCGGGGCGGGGGCUGCGUUGUUGCUGUCGUUGUGCGGGAGGUGAAGACUCUUUCCCACCGUUCAGAUUUGGAGUAAACAACGGACAACAGCAGUAUCGUCGACUCUGUAAAGGAAGUAACAGCUCGUUAACGUGAGGGUGUUUUUGGUAUCUUGAGUCAACAUGGGGAGCUGCUUAACUGUGGGGCCGAACGAAGCUCUGGUGGUCUCCGGUGCUUGUUGUGGCUCUGAUGAGAAGACCUACGUCGUGGGAGGCUGGGCCUGGGCUUGGUGUCUCAUCUCAGACACCCAAAGGAUAACCCUGGAGAUCAUGACUCUGCAGCCCCGAUGUGAGGAUGUGGAGACAGCAGAGGGGGUAGCCAUCACUGUCACAGGGGUGGCUCAGGUGAAAGUCAUGACAGAGCAGGACUUGCUGGCUGUGGCCUGUGAGCAGUUCCUGGGUAAAUCAGUCAUGGAAAUCAAAGCUGUAGUUCUGCAGACUUUGGAGGGACAUCUGCGCUCCAUUCUAGGUACCUUGACUGUAGAGCAGAUCUAUCAGGAUAGGGACCAGUUUGCCAAACUGGUGAGGGAGGUAGCAGCUCCCGACGUGGGCAGAAUGGGCAUCGAGAUACUCAGCUUUACCAUAAAGGAUGUUUAUGACAAACUCGAUUAUCUGAGUUCCCUCGGGAAGACCCAGACUGCAGCUGUCCAGAGGGAUGCAGACAUCGGCGUGGCUGAGGCAGAGAGGGAUGCUGGGAUACGGGAAGCAGAAUGUAAGAAAGAGAUGAUGGACGUCAAAUUCCAGGCUGACACUAAGAUGGCUGACUCCAAACGAGAACUGGAGCUGCAGAAAGCUUCUUUCAACCAGGAAGUCAACACUAAGAAAGCAGAGGCCCAGCUGGCAUAUGAGCUGCAGGCCGCCAAGGAGCAGCAAAAGAUCCGUCUGGAGGAGAUUGAGAUCGAGGUGGUGCAGAGGAAGAAAGAGAUCACCAUUGAGGAGAAGGAGAUUGACCGGACAGACAAGGAGCUCAUUGCCACUGUCAAGAGGCCCGCUGAGGCCGAGGCCUACAAAAUGCAACAGCUGGCUGAGGGGCAUAAGGUGAGGACGGUGCUGAUUGCCCAGGCUGAGGCAGAGAAGAUCAGGAAGAUUGGUGAGGCGGAGGCUUGCUCCAUCGAAGCAGUGGGCAGGGCGGAGGCUGAGAAGAUGAGACUGAAGGCUGAGGCCUACCAGCAGUACGGAGAGGCAGCCAAGACUGCCCUGGUCCUCGAAGCUCUGCCUAAGAUUGCUUCCAAGGUUGCGGCGCCCUUAGCCAAGACCAAUGAGAUAGUCAUCCUCAGUGGGCAGGGCAGCCGCGUGACAGGCGAGGUGAACCGCCUUUUGGCUGAACUUCCUGUGUCAGUCAAUGCUCUUGCUGGACUGGAUUUGUCAAAGAUGCCGUUGCUACAGGGUUUGACCAGUACUCACGCCUGAAAGCCGACGACUUCACAUGACUUGUUGUUGUAUGCACUCUGACAGACUGCCUUUAAUACACUUGAAGAAUUUUGUUGUUUUAUACGUAUCUACUGUAUACAAGUGAAUUUUGGAAACCUCUGGUGCCUUACUUUAUACAGGACCAGAAUAUCUGCAUGCACUGCUGCUCAUUCAGAGAUUUUUUUAAUUUAGUUUUAACAUGGGAACAUUUUGUGUUGUCUUUUCUUUUGUUUUGUUUGAAUCGCGUAUAUAUAUUGGCCCAUUUGUAUGAAAUGUCAUUGAAAAGGAGAGCCGAUAGUCGACUUAACUCCUAUUUUUUGAUAUUUAUACAUUUAGGUCCUGCUUUUUCAAACAACAAGGCUCUCACUUUUUAUAUUCCAUAUGUUGCAGGCCUUUUGUUGAUUUAUGUCUUUCUAUAUUGUUAGACACGUCUGCAUAACCUAGAUCAUCUAAAUUUACUGUAGAACGUUCUUUGUAAAUCACAUGUUGUAAUUUAUAACUACCAAAUGUUAUUCAGGUUAAUUUAUGUCUCAGUGAUUGAGUUUUACGCUGUAACAGGUGCUCACAAUGUCAAAAUAAGCCCCUUUGAUUGUGUAAAUAUUGUCUGUUCCUCUAAAAGAAGUUUCACUCUCCACAAACUGUUGACAACAGGCAUGAGAUAUAUGCUUUUUAUUUAUAUGCUGGCAGGAAAACAGGAAGCAAAUUCUGAUCGUGUACUGAUAUGGUUAGCUUGUGAUGUGGUCCUUUUUUAGGAUUUAGUUUAGGUUUUUAAUGUAAGAUGUUAUUAGUUUAGAACUUGAUUAAGUUUGGAAACAAACUGUUGGUGUCACGCCAUCAAUAGAUGAAAAGACUAAAUUGUAAUUGUUAAAACAACUGGCUUGGAGUUGUGUGAGGUGUUUUAUUGUGGCACACAAAAGGCCAAAACACAGUGAGGUCAAAUAGAUUAGAUCCUUAGUCCUUUAAUUAUUUUUUGUAGCAGAAGGAUUUGGGAUACUGCAUAGUUUAUCUGAUGUUUAAAUUUCAUACUACAAAUAUCUGUAGACGCUAAGCCAUGUUUGACAGAGUGUCAACAAACCAAACUUUUACACUUUUCAGAGAAACACAGAACUUUCUGUUCAAUGUUUGUACAUGUCGUGCUUUGUUUGUUUUAAUAACUGUGACAUCAAAUGUAAAAUUAUCUUCUAGCAGAGUCAUUUAACUUAUCAAAGUUAAAGUUUUAAUCAUUAAUAUUGCUGUUUGUAAAUGGUCGCAAUGCUUUGUUGUUUUGGCGUCUAAUGCACCAAAUGUUAAGCUCCAGUACAGUACACACUGGGGGUGGUGGACGGGUACAAUAUAUUAUUGGACAGAACCGGUUGACCCCUCCUAUGAAAUAUGUCAUCCGCUGAGCCAGAACCUGUUUGUCAAUAGAAGACUGUUUGUCUCAGCCAGGAUGAGCAUACUGACACAGAACUUACACAGGACUGUUACUAUUGUUGGUAAUAUAUUUUUUUGUGCUCAUCCUCAGUUGAUUUAUGUUUGUAUCAUUCUUUGCUGAUGUUGUGACUUGACAAAAUACUGUGACCAUAUUGAUUUGUUUAGCUUUACACAUGUCCAGUGUAAAUAUGACAUGUUUGUGUUAGAUUCUUAACGUUAUUUACAACACAUAACACUGUGUGUCUCAAAUGGCCAUGAGUUCCUGUAUGCUCUUGCUGCAUGUCAUCUGUCUGUACUAAUCAGUUAACUCUUAGCUAAUUGUCAUUCUAAUAAAUAAAAAUGCCAUCAUUUAUUAA